UAUUUUGGAUAAAACCAUGCUUUUUGGCAGAGGUAUCAAUGUUAAGCGUUAAUAAAUAAAGCGCAUUUGAUUAUUGAUAAGCACACUAGCUGUUCCAAUGCCCGCCCGCUCAGUCGUCGCUUCUGCCCCUAACACAAUCAGUUGGCUUUCAACACUAGUCGGAGGCAGAAGCACAAAACAUUUGUAUAUUUUAAAUAGUAAAAAUGAAUCGAAUUCGUAUAUGUUUACGCACCGCGGUGAGCAGACAUGGUUACAGAAGUGCGCCAGGACGUGCACCAUUUAAUAUCUCGGCCAUGCAGGUCGCAACGGGCAACACCAACUACAGCAGCAAACAGGAAUUACAUAUUUGCCGAUAUUGCAGCAACCUGCCGGAGCCAGAAUAUGUCGUUGAUGACACCACGUACGACCGUGUGUGCUCGGAGACGCUGGAUGCACUAUCCGAUUACUUUGACGAACUAACCGAGAAUGCUGCAGAUAUAGCCGGAUCCGAUGUGGCCUAUGGUGAUGGCGUGCUCAGCGUUAAUCUGGGCCCAGCCAAUGGCAUGUAUGUGAUCAAUCGCCAAAAGCCCAACAAACAGAUAUGGCUGAGCUCUCCGAUUAGCGGACCCAAACGGUUCGAUUACAUUGUUCAGCCGGGCGAGGUCAACGGCCGAUGGGUCUACAAGCAUACCGGGGUGACGUUGCACGAGAUGCUCCAGGAGGAAAUAGGCCAAAUCUUUAGAGAGCAGCCGGUUAACUUCCUGAAGCUGCCCUAAUUUGCCACCAAUCAGUUUUAGUUAGUUUAUCUAGUUAGAUUUUCCCUCUGUUCAUUGUGGGCAAUUGUACACGAGCUGGCGGGUAGCAUGUUAUUUGUUAAUGAUAUAAACAAAAACAAAAAAUUAAAGUAUAGCAAAAAAACGAAA
Molecule: messenger RNA, 902 nt
Organism: Drosophila montana
Lineage: Eukaryota; Metazoa; Arthropoda; Insecta; Diptera; Drosophilidae
Product: frataxin homolog, mitochondrial-like
Exons: 2
Coding region: 204-755 (183 amino acids)
Biological process (GO): iron incorporation into metallo-sulfur cluster; intracellular iron ion homeostasis
Cellular component (GO): mitochondrion
Molecular function (GO): iron chaperone activity; ferroxidase activity; ferrous iron binding
Source: RefSeq, a predicted model, not a curated record